GUGAAUGGCUUAAGAAAUAGCUUGACAAGCAUGACAAUGAAGGAUCCCUACGAUUUACAGCAAGCUCAGAAACAAAAAAAAACAUCUCUUGAGCAGGAACUGUCUGAAGAGGCUGCUAAAAAAGCUACAAAGAUUGAAAAGGGAAGCUACAAUAGAGCACGCAAGGCAAGAAAAAAGCUGGAAGAGGCGGAACAAAAGCAAAAAAUGACAACAGAAGAGGUAAGAAAGCAGAAUGAAUCAUUGGAGCAUGGACGGCAGGGUGCAUUCAAGGUUCAUGAAGAGGCAGAAAAGGCCAAGGAUACAGCCAUAACACUGGAGAAGGAAAGAAACGCAUUUGAUAUUCUUGCACCUGCUAAAGCAAAAUAUGGAAAGUGGGCUGCAAAAGAUGCACAGGCAGCAGCCGAAAUUGAACAAAUGAAAAACAAGUCAUCUGAACAAUUGGAAAAUGAGGCUAUGUCAGAAAACAAAGAACUGGGAAAUUUGAAUGCAAAAACUGAGGCAGAAGCGAAGACCAAUAAGGAGCUUCAAAAGAUCUACAAAAGCGUUAAAAGGAUCAACAAGGAGACUGAGGUUCAGUCACGAGAAAGCAAGAAGCAGAAAUCAAAGCUAGGUGAUAUUAUGAAAACAAGUGAAUAUGCCAAAAAAUCAGUUAAAGAAACCGACGAGAAAUUACGCAAGAAUUUAUGA
Molecule: messenger RNA, 687 nt
Organism: Vittaforma corneae ATCC 50505
Lineage: Eukaryota; Fungi; Microsporidia; Nosematidae
Exons: 1
Source: RefSeq, a predicted model, not a curated record